GCUAGGGCAUGCCCUCCGAAGCGCCAUGCUGGGCGCGGGCGGCGCGGGGCUGGCGAGGGGCCUGAGGGCUGUGACGCAAGCGUGGCUGCGGGGCUCGCGCGGGCGGUCAGUGGUUCUGGCGCGCGCAGCGGGGCCUCCCGGCACUGGGGACUCGCGGCGCAGGGCCGGGCCGGGGCCGGGCGGGCGUGGGCUCAGCCUGUCGGCCGCGGCGGUCGUGGAGGCGGCGCCCCGCCCUGUGCAGCCCUACCUGAGGCUCAUGCGGCUGGACAAGCCAAUCGGAACCUGGCUGCUGUAUCUGCCAUGUACCUGGAGCAUUGGUUUGGCCGCUGAACCAGGUUGUUUUCCAGAUUGGUACAUGUUAUCCCUCUUUGGCACUGGGGCUGUUCUGAUGCGUGGAGCCGGCUGCACCAUUAAUGACAUGUGGGACCGGGACUACGAUAAAAAGGUUACAAGAACAGCCAAUCGCCCUAUCGCUGCUGGAGACAUUUCAACUUUUCGAUCGUUUGUUUUUCUCGGAGGUCAGCUGACCUUGGCGCUGGGCGUUCUUCUGUGUCUGAAUUACUACAGUGUAGCUCUGGGAGCAGCAUCCCUACUGCUCGUCAUCACCUACCCGCUGAUGAAAAGAGUUACAUACUGGCCUCAGUUAGCCUUGGGGUUGGCUUUUAACUGGGGAGCGUUACUCGGAUGGUCUGCUGUCAAGGGCUCCUGUGAUCCGUCUGUUUGCCUGCCUCUUUAUUUUUCUGGAAUUAUGUGGACUCUAAUAUAUGAUACUAUCUAUGCCCAUCAGGAUAAGAAGGAUGAUGCUCUGAUUGGCCUUAAGUCCACUGCACUGUGGUUCCGCGAAGACACCAAGCAGUGGCUCAGUGGCUUCAGUGUGGCUAUGGUGGGGGCGCUGAGCCUGGUGGGAGUGAGCAGUGAGCAGACCGCGCCCUACUACGCUGCUCUGGCCGCCGUGGGAGCCCAUCUGGCUCGCCAGAUUUACACUCUAGACAUCCACAGACCGGAGGACUGCUGGGAUAAAUUUACCUCCAACCGAACAUUGAUGAAAGUUAUGGAACAAAUCUCAGUAUCAAUAAAACUCCUGCAGCCAUUGUGAUAAAUGGGGACAGGAGAAUAUAGGACUUCCUUUAAAUUCCUCUGUGCCUCUUCCGGAUUCUAAAGGCCUCCACCAUCAGGCCGCACCCUACUGUUUCCUCCAGGUCAACAUACACUCUCGCCCUUGGGCUGAUCCCUUCACCUCCGGAGGCCACACUCAUCAGUCUCCCUCUGCCGUCACAACUGUCCUCCUGGCAGCUGGUACAGUGGCGAGGGCCUGGCUUUCAGAGCAGACAGGCCUGCAUGCAAAUCCCGUUAGCAGCUGGGAGACCUCGGGCAGUGAACCGCCCUCAGCUGCCAAACCCAGGCUCCUGUGAACAGUCACCAGAGUUGGCUUAUUAAAGCCCGCUAGGGGAUGAAUUGUGUUGCCCCAAAUUCAUAUAUUGAAGUCCUAACCCCCAGUUACUCAGAGUGUACCCGUAUUUGGAGAUAAGAUCUUUGAAGAGUUGAUUAAGUUAAAAUGAGGUCAUUAGGAUGGGCCCUAAUCCAUUAUGACUGGGGUCCUUAUAAGAGGAAAUCUGGACAAAGAGACACCGACACUUGCACACUCAGAUGGCUGUGUGAACGCACCGGGAGGAAACAGCUGUCUGCAAGCCAAGGAGAGGCCUGAGAAGAAACCUAGCCUGC
Equus quagga is the source of this 1722-nucleotide messenger RNA. It is a transcript of the gene COQ2, whose product is annotated as coenzyme Q2, polyprenyltransferase. Gene Ontology annotation, biological process: ubiquinone biosynthetic process. NCBI's taxonomy places the organism in Eukaryota, Metazoa, Chordata, Mammalia, Perissodactyla, Equidae. The transcript has 9 exons. Gene Ontology annotation, cellular component: mitochondrial inner membrane. The record is from RefSeq and is a predicted model, not a curated record. The coding region runs from base 26 to 1096 and encodes 356 amino acids.